CUUUGGAGUUUCUUCCACAUGCUGGAAAGUACUAGAAACCUUUAGCAGAGAGACUAUAUAAACACGUUGCCAGGCAGCGCUCGUGAAGAGAGAAAUUUUGCGCUUUUGCACGUGUUUGACCUUACGAUACUUUUCUGUUUCCGCUCAGCGAGUGUUUCGUUGUGCUGCAUCUUCGUGCUGACUUUUGUGCUUAGUUCUACUUGAAAUGGCUUUUGCACUGAUACCCGCGCUUUUUGGCAGAGACUGGUGGGAUACUUGGGAUUAUCCAACAUGUAUUAUGGAUCAGUUAUUCGGCACUGAAAUAGUGGAAGAUGAUCUCCUACCAGCAUCCUCGUACCGUGGUUUGGUACUUAGGCCACGCACUCAAGCAAAUAUUGCUGCAUCGGGGAAAUCUGAGGUGAAAAACGACGAUCAGAAUUUCGAAGUCUCUUUAAAUGUUAGCCAGUUCGAACCCGAGGAGUUGGAAGUAAAAGUUGUUGACAACUUCGUCGUAAUCCAUGGCAAACAUGAAGAAAAAAGCGACGAGAAAGGCUUAGUAUCGCGGGAGUUUACCCGACGGUAUAUGUUACCCCAGAACUGUGAAGGAGAUAAAGUAACAUCAAGUUUAAGCCCUGAGGGUGUCUUAACAAUAAACGCGCCAAAGAAAGCCAUUGAAGAGAAACCGAAAGAAGAAAUUAAAGUGCCAAUAUCCAAGGAGGAAGCUAAAGCUGUUGAAGACAAGAAAUGAUUAAUGUAGAUCGUCGUUACUAAGUUGCAAAUUCAAAUUUAGUGCUGAUGGAUUUUCUUGCUUUAAAAAGAAUGAAAAAUUCCUGUUUAGACUUUAUUUAUUCAUCAUUAUUGAACAUUAAAAAUUAUCAUUUCACUAUUAAGGACUGUAAAUUAUUGUUUGAUAAUUGAACUAUCGCAAGUUGUGAUAUGUAAAAGGCUGCAGUGUACGUAAGUGUAAAAUUUGUAUUAUAUGUAGUCUUUGUAAAUUUGUACUUGCAUAGCUUAAUUAAUAAAUAUGUAUUAUUUAUAUUAUUA
Messenger RNA from Stegodyphus dumicola, 1023 nucleotides. Its product is annotated as alpha-crystallin A chain pseudogene. NCBI's taxonomy places the organism in Eukaryota, Metazoa, Arthropoda, Arachnida, Araneae, Eresidae. The record is from RefSeq and is a predicted model, not a curated record.